Messenger RNA from Ascochyta rabiei, 477 nucleotides. RefSeq lists its product as uncharacterized. The record is from RefSeq and is a predicted model, not a curated record. NCBI's taxonomy places the organism in Eukaryota, Fungi, Ascomycota, Dothideomycetes, Pleosporales, Didymellaceae. Bases 1 to 477 code for a protein of 158 amino acids. The transcript has a single exon.
AUGACUUCCCAAAUGGAGUGGUCUCACGACUUCUGCCUCUCCUGCGAUCGCCAGAUGGAGGGCGGCACCUACUGCUCGCAGGCCUGCAGGCUGGCCGACCUGGAGAAGGCUGGUCAGCAACAGUCACAGUCAGCCCAGCUGUCAUCGUCUGCCUCCUCCACAUCCUCGUCGAACAACGGCUUCUACCUUCCCCCGGCUGUCAACUUCUCGCAAUACAAGGCACCGUCGACAUCACGAGGAUUCGAUAUGGGUUCCUCGAGUCCGUACCACUACCACACUACUGCGAAUGGCUCGUACUUUGCCCCACCCACUGCGGGGCAGCGUAGCCUUACGCCAUCGUCGUCACGCUCCUCACUGUCCUCCAGCUCGUCCACCACCCAGUCGGGCAUCACCGCUCAGGCGGCAUCGCAGUUGAACAACUACGUGCGAUCGUUCGACCAAACCCGAGAGCAGAAGAGGAGGUACAACCAGUACUGA